Lacerta agilis (Sand lizard) is the source of this 1434-nucleotide messenger RNA. Its product is annotated as WD repeat-containing protein 64-like. Gene Ontology annotation, molecular function: protein binding. The coding region runs from base 73 to 1434 and encodes 453 amino acids. Lineage: Eukaryota; Metazoa; Chordata; Lepidosauria; Squamata; Lacertidae. The record is from RefSeq and is a predicted model, not a curated record. The transcript has 13 exons.
CAAAAGAGGCAAAGUCAGCGCUACAGCAGGUGGGAUUGCAUCCAGAAACUGGAAGAGCACCACCUAAGGCAAAUGUCAUCACUUCUCCAUCCAUUCAGAGUGACAGAAACACCUCACAGAGAGCCACUCCUUUACGUCUCCUCAACAGUGGAUGGUCACAUCUUAUGUGUUGGCCAAGAUGGAUUGGUUUCCAUUUGGAGUGCAAACUUAAAACUGAAGAAAACCUCUCUGAUUCUUGAUGAAAAUGAAAACAAACUACAAAACAGGAGGCUAAAGUGGGUUUCUGACUCUAUUUUAAUGGCCCAUUACAACAAGCUAAUUAUUGGAACCUGUAACAGAGAGAUACGACUCUAUGAGCUCUCCAACUUGGAACCAUAUUGCCAAAUUGUGGCCCUUGAAACAAUGCCUCUGUGUUUGGAUUAUAGUGUUCGGGGAGAAGGUGAAUGCGUGAUAUCAUAUGGUGAUGAGCAGGGCUGUGUUAAUAUCCUGUUGAUCAGUUCUGUGGCAGAAACACUGAGGAAUUGGACAAAAUAUCCACCCGUGGAAGAAAUCCCAACGAUUUCUGCCAAUGCUAUUUAUGAGCAAGAAAAUAUCACCUUCAUUCGCUGGAAGGUUCAUAAUGACUGGGUGACAAAGAUUAAAUAUAUCCCUUCUAUGGAAUCCAUCAUCUCUAGUUCAAAUGAUGAUUGCACUGCACUGGUUAUAGGUUACGUUAGUAGAACCAAAAAUGUGAAGCAUCGCUUGAAAACUCUGAUGGGUUCCAGCACUGUCAGCCAUAACAAAUUUGCCCUACCAGCUACUGCUUCUCCAGCAAGGCGCUUUCAGUGUGACGAAUCUGUUUUUAAGGUGCACAAAGGAGUCAAGUCCUUUGACUUCUGCAGAGAAAGCAAUAUUCUUGUGACUGGCGGUUUGGACCGGAAUAUCCGUCUAUGGAACCCUUAUGUCCCUGGGUGGCCGAUUGCAAUACUGCGAGGACAUACUUCCCCAAUUGGUUUCCUAUGCAUUGCUCAUGACAGUACAAAGAUUUUCUCAGUUUCUCUGGACAGCACCAUCAAGGUCUGGGAUAUUGAAGACCACUCCUGCCUCCUCACAGUCAUGCCCAAAGCCAGCCAAAUCAGAGGGGAGAUGGAAACCUGCUACUUUUCACCCGACUUGCGAGCCCUUUAUGUUGCAGCUGAAACUUUUGGGCUCCUACAAUUCCAAUAUAAGGAGAAUCAGAACCAAGAUUCAGGCACAUCCCAUAACAAGCCUAUCUUUUGCUGCCAGUAUAAUAAGCAACUGCAGCAUGUGAUUAGUUGCUCAGAAGACUCCGUUAUAAAAGUGUGGGAUCUUAAAACUGGACAGCUGAUUGUUAAAGUGUGUGAAGCUCACGGAGGAGCUGCUGUAACUUGCAUGGCCUUAGAUGCCAUUGGAAAGAGGUAUUCAAAUAUCUAG